UCCAGGAUCGAUCUGCAAAAAACCUUAAGGAUUUGUUUUCAUUAGUGGAAAAAAUGUUGCAGUGAUUUUUUUAAAAGUUAAGCACUUGGAGUUAUGUUUUGAUCUAAUGACCUGUCUCCACUGUUUCUAAUUGGUAUGUCUACAUGAAAGGCAUAAUUCUGUUGAUAACUACACUAGUUUGUACUGUCAGUGUCCAAAAAUUUAUAUUAUAACAGUAUUUCUGUCCAAUGAUAGUGAUUGUACAUGAAUAACAGUUAAUAAUUAUCAGGUAAUCUUUCAAUUAAUGAUCCUUAAGAUUUGUAGUUGAUUAAGUUAUCUCUGAUUGAAUAUAUUUUUUAUUUUAUUCAUGCAUAAAAUGUAAAAAGCUGAGUAAUCCUGCAGUCUUUGCUCGUUAUAAGUACACGAUGAGUAUAUUAAUCCUCCCAUCCACCCACCAUCAAUUGUUCCAGCGGUGUAAAUUUUCAUUUUUCUUCUUUUGUAUCCCAUGGUAAAUCUAAUGAUACAAUGAAUUUAUACAAAUAUAUGGUAUUGUUGGGAAGGUGAUAAUCCUGUUUUUUAUGCAACAACUUCUUGCAUCAAGGAUUAUUCGACCCAUUUAUCUCUCUUCUUUUCCCCAUCCUCAAACAAAAUUUGUUUUGAACACUCAUCCCAUCCAGUUCUGUAUGUAUAUUCAACCAAAACCAUACAUUUGUCCACCCUCACUAGUUUUACCAGCACCAUACAUGCAUCAGUAUAAGUAGUAGUGUAGAUAAAACAACCAUCAUAUAGCAUCUUUAUUUCAUUUUUGUCAACAGGAAUUAUGAACCGCUGUAAAUCUAGCCUUGGGAGAAAAAUGCUGAGGCGAUGGUUUUUGCGUCCCUCAAAAGACAUUACAGUGAUCAGAAACAGGCUGGAAGCAGUGGCAUUUUUUGUUGACCCUAAAAAUAUGGAAGUAACAGCUAGCAUACAGAGUAGCUUGAAAAACAUCAGAGCUGUCCCUAGGGUGUUGAAAAGGAUGCUCCAUUUUGCAGCAGCUUUAGGAGAUUGGCAAGCAUUGUACAAGACAUCAUCUAGUGCUGCCAGUAUAGGGGAUUUAUGCAGAGCCCAGAAAGAGAAUGUUCCAAUUUUCACUGAGAUUGGAAAACGUUUCACUGAAGGUCUGCAGCGAAUAGCUACCUUAAUCCACAAACUGGUAGAUUUUGAAGAAUCUGCUGUUGAGGGCCGCUUUGUGGUCAAGUCGGGAGUUGUUCCUGAGCUAGAUGAAAAAAGAAGAAUUUACAAUGGCUUGCCAUAUUUCAUGACCGAAGUAGCCAAAAAUGAACUGGAAAAACUGAACUCCAGGAUCACCACAUGCAAUGUCAUAUAUGUUCCUCAGGUGGGCUUCUUGUUGACUGUACCUGUUACGGAAAGGAUGAUAGAAGAGAACAACUUUGACAUACCUGGACUGGAGUUCAUGUAUUUGGUCAACGAUGUUGUCCAUUACAAGAGUAAAAGCACAUUAGCUCUUGAUGUUUUAUUAGGGGACACACACCAUGAAAUUGCAGACCAUGAGACCAAAAUCAUGUUCAAUCUACAGUCUACUGUAUUGAAGCAUUCUAAUGUGCUGACAGAUGUCAUGCAUUUUGCUGCAGAAUUGGAUUGCCUCAUGUGUCUCGCCAGUUGUGCUAAGGAGUUCAAUUAUGUCCGACCAGAACUGACCCAGGAUAAGACCAUACACAUUACUGCGGGACGGCACCCUCUACAAGAAAUGUGCAGCAAUCCAUUUGUCCCCAAUGACACUCAAAGUGGAGGGGAAUAUUCAAGAGUAAAGAUACUGACUGGACCUAAUGCCUCUGGGAAAAGCGUGUACAUCAGACAGGUAGCACUGAUUGUCUACAUGGCCCACAUUGGUAGUUUUGUACCAGCUGAAAGUGCAAGGAUCUGCAUAGUUGAUAGAAUCUUUUCUCGAGUGCAGACCAAAGAAAGUGUUUCUUUGGGCAUGUCUACCUUUAUGGUAGAUCUAAAUCAGAUGUCCGAUGCUUUGAGAAGUUGCACCGAGAACUCACUGGUCAUCAUUGAUGAGUUUGGAAGAGGAACUGGAAGUGUGGACGGAAUGUCUUUGUUGUGCUCGGCUCUCACAUACUGGCUAUCUAAGGAUACUAGAUGCCCCCACAUUCUUGUCUCCACCCAUUUCCACAGCCUCAUUCGUAAGCGUCUGAUUCCUCAAUCACUUCUCCCAAGGGUCACUUUUCAGACAAUGGACACUUUGAUCAGCAAUGGCGAGUUGAUAUUCCUGUAUCAGCUGAAAGAUGGAUAUACUGGCAGUAGUUUUGCAAUGAAUGUAAUAACUGAGGAAGGCCUGACACCAAGCAUUGUCACUCGAGCUGUUGAGGUGUUGAUGAAAGAACGGAAGCCGAUUGAACGUGUGGAUACAGCUAGAUCUAUUCUACUGAGGAAACGGUACAAUAUGAUAGCAACAAAAUUUGCCCAGCUGGACGUAGAGACGGCAGAACUUUACCCAUUCCUGAAAGAUGUCGUCCUUGAAGCAUGUAAAGGCGACAUAUAAGAAUUAUGCAUAGUUAACAACAAUCUGCAGCAAUGCUGAUAAUAAAGUUUGUAAGCUUUGUUGUACAUGUAUUCACCUAGCAUUGUAAAACGCCCUGCAAAGUUUUAGAAAUUAGUGCUGGCAGUAUUGGCUACAAACCUGAGUUUAUGGCAGGUGCAAGGAGUGAUAUACACUUCUGUUUUUGUAUUGACAAUGGCUGAUACCUGAAGAAUGGGUCAUUUAUUACUCAUUUGUGAUCUUUGCCGGUGUUGACAAGAAAUAGAAAUUGUAGUGUAUAGCAAAAUAAUUUAAUUACUCAGAGUAUUUGUGUGACAGGUUCCCAAAUAACUGCAUCUUUAUACUUCAUGGCAUACCAGUUAACUGUUAACUCUUGUUGCACAAAGUGCCCACAUCUCCAUCUGAAAGGGGAUUUGCCAGCCGUCCAUGAAAAUAGGUGAAUGUUCAAUAUAUACAUUGUAACUUGUAAGCUGUAAUAGGGUAACUUGAGUGUAUGUUAAUUUAUUAUACAUGUACUAAGAACUCUAGUUAGUUAUGUUUAUAUUAUUUUUCCUGUUCAUGAUUUAUGUAAAAAAAAAAAAAAAGGCAUAUAUUUCUGCUAGAUUUUUAAUAUUCUACAGGGCACAUAAAUAGCGCCAUAGGUGUAUCAAUCCACUUGUGAUUCUAUGACACUGUUGAUCCUGUUCAUAACUUAUUGCAUGUGAUUUACUGUCUGUAACCUUUACUUCACACUUUAUUGAACUGUCUGUUCUGCUUUAUUGUCUUAUGUGACUGUUCAUGAAUCAUUUUAUUGUUCUUCAAGCAUUCAUAGUACUUUAUUGAAGUUAAAUAAAAAUUGAAUUUCAAAAUA
Molecule: messenger RNA, 3371 nt
Organism: Liolophura sinensis
Lineage: Eukaryota; Metazoa; Mollusca; Polyplacophora; Chitonida; Chitonidae
Product: mutS protein homolog 5-like
Exons: 19
Coding region: 800-2524 (574 amino acids)
Biological process (GO): chiasma assembly; mismatch repair
Cellular component (GO): nucleus
Molecular function (GO): ATP binding; ATP-dependent DNA damage sensor activity; mismatched DNA binding
Source: RefSeq, a predicted model, not a curated record